Molecule: messenger RNA, 1586 nt
Organism: Anguilla rostrata (American eel)
Lineage: Eukaryota; Metazoa; Chordata; Actinopteri; Anguilliformes; Anguillidae
Gene: pycard
Product: PYD and CARD domain containing
Exons: 6
Coding region: 23-1291 (422 amino acids)
Biological process (GO): innate immune response; regulation of apoptotic process; inflammatory response
Source: RefSeq, a predicted model, not a curated record
UUGUUUUCUGAAUGUAAGCAGAAUGUCCCAAACCACUGAAGAUUACCUCCACGACACCCUGAAGGACUUAACGGACGAACCGUUAAAACAGUUCAAAUCUAAACUGUGCGACCGCACACGGAAACCUCGAAUUCGUCGAAGCGAAGUCGAAAAGGCGGACAGAUUGGAUCUUGUUAAUAUACUUAUCUCCAGAUACACCGAAAAUGGGGCCGUACAAGUCACCGUCAAUAUUUUACAAUCUAUGAAUUUCAAUGAUUUAGUAACCGAUCUGAUAGAAUCCCUCCCAGAAGGUAACUCCGCUUGUGAUUCAGGGGAAGAAGAAGUAGAAGAAGGAGGAGAAAGAGAAGGAGAAGAAGAUGAUGAUGACGAUGAAGAUGACGAAGAUGACGAUGAUGAUGAUCGUGAUGAUGAUGAUGAUGAUGAUGAAGAUGAUGAUGACAACGGGGAGAUGGUCCCACCUCCUCCACACCACCAACCCACCAACUUCCCUCUAGCCCUGUUCCAACCAACAGAAGGGCACUUCACUGACGUCCACCACACAGGCCCGUUCGAGAGUGUCAGCAACGUGGAUGAGAUGGUCGUCCAGUUCCAAAACGUCACUGUUAUCCAUGAAGAGAUUCGGGUAGUGGCGCAGCCAGAAUGGAAUGAAUUAUAUUUCUUGGAACUCACACAUUUUUUUCUUCAGAAUGGAAUCAGAAUGUCUGGAACUAAGGAGCUCCUGUUUGGCACCCUAAGUGAUUUAACUGAAGAUCAGUUAAAACAGUUCAAAUCUAAAUUGUGCGACUGCGAGCUGAAGCCUCGAAUUCGUAGAGGCGAAGUCGAGAAGGCAGACAGAUUGGAUCUUGUGGACAUACUAAUCUCCAGACACACCACAAAUAAGGCCGUUCCAGUCACCAUCCGUAUUUUAGAAUCUAUGAAUUGCAAUGAUUUAGCUACCGAACUGAAUAAAAUCCAAGGGGAGCUUGGUUCCGCGCGGGGAGAAGGCGCGAGCAGUGGAGGAGCGGCAAAUCCGGCAGCUGCAGAAAAGCACUUCGUUGACGUCCACCGCACAGCCCUGAUCGAGCGAGUCACCAAUACGCGCGCCAUCCUGGACCGGCUGCUGGAACGCGAGGUCAUUACCCAAUCGGGUUAUGGGGAGGUUAUGGCAGAGCUCACAAACGAGAACAAGAUGAGAAAAAUCUUCAGCGGCCCCAUGCAUUCUGGGGGUAAACGGGCGAAAGAUGCGCUGUACGAGAUCCUGGAGUCGCAAGAGCGCUUCCUCAUGGACGAGCUGAAGCAGCUUCGGGGGUGAAGAGAGAGCUUCCGGAUCAGGACAAAAUGGGGGAAGUGCAGAAUCCACGGGACGAUUCAUUUCCUUUGUGCGUUUUUAAGAAGAACCCAGGAAAAUGAAUUCCUGUUUACUGAUUUAUUUCAAUAUAUUUUCUUAUGCAUAAUAUUUUUUAAACUUCAUACGCGUGUUAUCUUAAACAACUGAGGUUGUGCUUUGCUGGUGAUGAUGGUGAUUGAGUUUUGGAUUAAAUAUGAUGAAUGAAACCUUUCAAAUGAAAUAUGACGAAUGAAAUCUCUCAAAUAAAAAAAUAAUGAUA